AUGGGAUUCACAUUGAGCACCAAAGACUUCGUUACAGCUAAUGCGUCCGAACAUGAUCAGAUCAAAAAGGUUCUAGAGCCGUUCCGACAGAUCUUCAUGAUUAUACUAGAGAACGCGGAAAACGAUUGCGUAAGUCAUUUCACAAUAGACCGGACUUACAACCCCGCGAUUAUCACUCUUCACCCUGCCAAUGGAAAUGACUUUAGUGUUAGCGCAAAGAGUCGUGCAGCCUUUCCGCCGAGCAUUCCUUACGAUAUGCAAACAGCGAUCUUGAAGUUCAACCAGUGUGACCUGAGCGUUCUCAGUUUCUUGUGUUGGACACGCGAUGCGCUUCGGCCAACUGGUGCUACAGUAGAUUGGCUAAUGAUCGUUUCUGUCCGACCUCUUUCCAUACUUCACUAUUCUGACGAAGAGCCCGUAACGAGGAAUGCCCGUCAUUCGGUACUCGCAAUCACCACUGCGAGUCGCGAACAGUAUAUCGCGGACUUCACGCUUGAACAGUUCGGAUAUCCGGCCGGACUUUGGUUUCUUGAAAGAGCAGAAUAUUUUACACGCUUUGUAGAGGCAGGAGCCAGUUGGCGCAUUGCUACCGCGGAGGACAUGGACGACGCGCAUUGUGAUAUUGCAGAGUGUGAUAUUCAGCAACCCAUUAGGACCUGUAUUGAUGCUGUUUGCAAGGAAAUCAAUUGGCCGAGUUAUUACAAGCUUUCGGCUGAAGACCGCAUACCCUGGCUGGAAGCUCGUACUCGAGAAACCAUGGGUAGGCUUGAAGCAGAAGAGGAAUUGGACUCAACACUAGAGGCCGCUUAG
Molecule: messenger RNA, 810 nt
Organism: Alternaria arborescens
Lineage: Eukaryota; Fungi; Ascomycota; Dothideomycetes; Pleosporales; Pleosporaceae
Exons: 1
Coding region: 1-810 (269 amino acids)
Source: RefSeq, a predicted model, not a curated record